This is a messenger RNA of Nanorana parkeri, 1500 nucleotides long. Its product is annotated as kelch-like protein 4. Lineage: Eukaryota; Metazoa; Chordata; Amphibia; Anura; Dicroglossidae. The record is from RefSeq and is a predicted model, not a curated record. Gene Ontology annotation, molecular function: protein binding. The transcript is spliced from 5 exons. The annotation marks the transcript as partial.
UGCUAUCAUGGUAAAUUGCAGCACGAGCUCUCAGGAGGAGAUGAUAUGGGGCUGAGCUAGGUAUGAGAGCGUCUCAGUCAUUGAGCCCAGCAGCUGCCUGUGGGGGUCUUUCCCCCUAAUAAGCUGAUUUACUUGUUUUCGCUGUGACCUCAUCCCCAGGCAGCGCGCUGUCCCACCUCCACUCUUAGCAGCAGCAGUGGCAGUCGCCGCUUAGCAUGGGUUGGAGGUGCAAGCAGCAUGCUUCGCACACUGACAGACCUGCCACAAUCUGCUGCUCUGAUGCAAGAGGCAAAGAGGAGCUGAAUUAAUCCGGGAGCCGCCGGAAUCGUCUGCAGGUUCGUCCACAUCGCACGUCGCACAAUGUCUGUGUCUGGGAAGAAGGACUUUGAUGUCAAGCAGAUCCUCAGGCUGCGCUGGAGAUGGUUCAGCCACCCGUCUCAGGGUUCUCCGGGCUCCGGAGGAUGCAUCCAGCAGGAAGGAUAUGAGCACAGAGGGACCCCCGUCCACAAUAGGCUGAAGAGCCACUCGCGGGACAGGAAUGGACUGAAGAAAAGCAACAGCCCCGUCCACAACAUCCUGACCCCCGUGCCAGGACCAACCCCUGUCCAUCAGCACCGAGCCAUCCCGUCCUGGCACCAGCAGAACAUUAUAGAGCACUUACAGGCCAGCGAAGAGACCCCCAAAGCCAGCACAGAGGAGAAGGUGGACAAAGAAGAGGAGACGGGGGCACAGGAGGCACCAACGGCCCCCCAGGAGCUGCCGGAGGCUGACCCUGACAGGCUCCCGGUCUCCAGCCCCUCCCCCAGUAGAAUGACCACCGGCUCUUCCGAUGAGUAUUUCCAGAGCUUGAACCAUGCCGAGCAAACUUUCCGCAAGAUGGAGAAUUAUCUGCAGCAGAAGCAGCUGUGCGACGUCUUGCUGAUCGCCGGCAAUUAUAAAAUACCAGCACACAGGUUGGUACUGAGCGCCGUCUCCGACUACUUUGCCGCAAUGUUUACAAAUGAUGUCCGUGAAGCUAAAGAGGAGGAGAUCAAAAUGGAAGGCGUGGACCCGGAUGCCCUUAAAGCCCUCGUGCACUACGCGUAUACAGGUAUUUUAGAACUCAAGGAGGACACUAUAGAGAGUUUGUUGGCGGCCGCUUGUCUGCUGCAGCUUUCCCAAGUCAUAGAAGUCUGCUGCAACUUUCUAAUGAAGCAGCUCCAUCCGUCCAAUUGUCUGGGGAUACGAUCGUUCGGGGAUGCACAGGGAUGUUUGGAGCUCCUGAGGGUGGCACACAGCUACACUAUGGAACAUUUCAUAGAAGUGAUACGCAAUCAGGAAUUUCUCCUCCUGCCAGGGAACGAGAUCGCCAAGCUGUUAUCCAGCGACGACAUUAACGUCCCCGACGAAGAAACCAUUUUCGAGGCUCUAAUGCAAUGGGUCAAAUACGACAUUGAAACGCGGCAGAAGGACCUGGGGAUGCUCCUGUCUUACAUAAGGUUACCGCUGCUUCCUCCGCAG